AUCAAAUGGAAAUUAAAAGUUGUGACUCUCAGCAAUCAAAGUUGUUAAUAAAAGCUUUAAUUUAAACCAGAAUGGCAAGAAAAAAUAGUAUGUCAAUGUUUUACAUCUGUCUGAUUUGGUUCGCCAUAAUAAUUUUUUUAAACUAUUAUUAUGAUUUGAUGUUUAAAAGUUACUAACCAAAUGAGUAUUAAGUUAAUCGAGCAGACCUUUUAAAAGAUCAGAUGUUCUGCCAUGCCAUGCUGAGGUUAAUAGUUUGACGUGUUUUCCUGUUUCUCAUCUGUCGCACUUUCUUACAUUAAAGCUUUCUGGUUUGGUUACUCACCUUCCUGUAUGAGCAGAUACACAGACUGAGUGAGACAGAAGGUGGAUGAAAUCAAAGCUGACAUGAAGCAGAGCUGGAAAAAUUCAUCUUUUCAUCCAUUUGUAAGUCUAUGAGUUCUAAUUUGAUUGUUACCUGUCAUUUACGAGCUGAAACGGAACAUCUUCGCAGCAUGAUACUGUCAACACUGUUUCUGGAUUUGGUCUUUAUACAAUUUAUAGCCUCCCAAAGUAUACGUACUAACUUGACAGAUGGAAAGUGUACAGCAGGAUUUUACAAAAGUGGUCAGGAAUGCAUUAGUUGUGAGAGUGGAUACUACAUGGACAGCACAAACAUGCAUGACAAAUGUUUACCAUGCAUAACUUGUGAUGAGCCAGCUCAUGAAGUGGAAGAGAAAAAAUGCACAUCAACGCAGAACAGGGUCUGCGUCUGUAAAUCGGAGUUUAUCAGAGUUGAUCGUUUCUGUAAACCUAACCCAAACUUCACCGUAUCUUUGAACCCGCAAACAACUAUUGGAACCUCACCAGUAGUUUGUGGAAGUGGCUUUUUUCGGGAUGGUAGAGAAUGCAAAAGCUGUUUUAAGGUCAAAUGCAAAAACGAGUCCUGUAAAUCGUUUUGCUCCUCCAUUAAUAAAGAAGGUUUAUCUGACACUCUGUUGCUGGUGUUUUUGAUGAUUGUGGCUUUUUUGGGUAGUCUCUUUCUCAUCUGGUUCGGUAGACGCUUUUGCAGGAAAACCAAAAAUUGUCCAAACUCUCAAAAUCGAUCAGAUCAACCCAAUGAUGUAAUCAACAUUCACAUACCAAUGGGAAGAAAUGUCUCAGCCCGUUAUGAAACCACUAUCAAAAGCUUACCCGGGACCAGCUACCCACACAACAUCACGAGUGGAGAUAUACAGAGCAUCAUGACCCCCCUGAUAGCACAAGGAAACCCAAAAUUGAUGCAGGUUUUGCAGAAGGAGUCGUGGCCGGCACCUGUACUCUACACUGUCAUUAGAGAGAUUCCCGUGUUGCGCUGGAAAGAGUUUCUGCGGCUGCUUUCUGUGUCGGAUGAUCAGAUGGAGCGGAUCGAACUGGAGGCAGGCCCGUCCUAUCUGGAAAAGCAGUACCUGAUGCUACGUCUGUGGAGUCAGAGCAGCGGAGCCAAAAUGGAGAACAUCUAUUCGACAUUACACUACAUGAACCUGUCAGGCUGCGCACAAGAACUGCAAGAAAAGCUGGAGCAACUGCAAGUGUAAAAGCUGCCUCAUCUUGACUCCAUCUUUAGGAGUGUAAGAUGCAGCACAGAUGGAUAUCACAACCUUCUGUAUGUUUAGCAGGAAACGCGUUGUUUUUCCACUGAUAGUUACAACCAAAAGCUGCACAAUGUGGCAUCACUAUUUUUGUUUUGGUAGCUACACACUGCACACCUAAAAUAAUGCACUAGCGUAGUUUAAGAUAAGUUUUCAUAUUUUUUUGAUGUGUUGUUUACUAAAUAUUUCAGUAAAAACCAUCUUUAUUUUAAACCA
Messenger RNA from Danio rerio (zebrafish), 1823 nucleotides. The record is from RefSeq and is a predicted model, not a curated record. Lineage: Eukaryota; Metazoa; Chordata; Actinopteri; Cypriniformes; Danionidae.